This is a messenger RNA of Parus major (Great Tit), 928 nucleotides long. RefSeq names its product calcyclin binding protein (gene CACYBP). Lineage: Eukaryota; Metazoa; Chordata; Aves; Passeriformes; Paridae. Gene Ontology annotation, molecular function: S100 protein binding; tubulin binding; ubiquitin protein ligase binding. Gene Ontology annotation, cellular component: nucleus. The transcript has 6 exons. Gene Ontology annotation, biological process: heart development. The record is from RefSeq and is a predicted model, not a curated record. The coding region runs from base 103 to 768 and encodes 221 amino acids.
AAGCCCCUGGUCCCGCCUCCUCAGGGGCGGUGCGGGCGGGACCGGUACCGGCGCCGUCACUUCCUGGGCCGGAAGGUUCCAGAGGUUCCACGGGGAGCCGCCAUGGCCGUGGCGCGGGAGGAGUUGCAGAAAGAUUUGGAAGAGCUUAAAGAACUGCUUACGAAUGCCACUAGGAAGCGGGUGCGUGAUGUCCUUGUGGCAGAGAAACAAAAGCUGGAGCUGGAAAUCAAGAAUCAGCCUCUGCCGAAGCCAAAAGAUGUGGCAGAGGAAGAAAAAUCGUCGCUGGGAGGGUACACAGUGAAAAUAAACAAUUAUGGUUGGGAUCAGUCAGAUAAGUUUGUUAAGAUUUACAUCUCUUUAAAUGGUGUCCAGAAGCUUCCAGCUGAGAAUGUGCAGGUGAAUUUCACAGAGAGGUCAUUUGAUCUUCUAGUGAGGAAUCUGAAUGGGAAGAACUACACCAUGACCUUCAACAACCUCCUGAAGCCCAUCUCUGUGGAAGGCAGCUCUAGAAAGAUAAAGACAGACAUGGUCCUUGUGAUGUGUAAGAAGAAGCGGGAGGAAAAAUGGGAUUGUCUCACUCAAGUGGAAAAAGAAAGCAAAGAGAAAGAGAAGGCUGCCUAUGACACCGCAGAUCCUAGUGAAGGGCUAAUGAACAUUUUAAAAAAGAUGUAUGCGGAAGGGGACGAUGAGAUGAAGCGCACCAUCAAUAAGGCCUGGGUUGAAAGCAGAGAAAAGCAGUACAAAGGGGACAUACCAAUGGAUAUCUGAAAGUACUCUAAGGGCCGCCUUAAAACUGAUCUUCCAUGUGAGACAUGCUGUGCUGCAAAGAUCAUCGUUUACAUAACCUUCUUCCAAGCAAAGACAGUCAUUUUCCAUUUCAGGUUGGAGAAAAUAUUUAAAUAAAAUAGCUUAUAAAGCAUUUCCUUCA